This is a messenger RNA of Entamoeba invadens IP1, 1440 nucleotides long. RefSeq lists its product as hypothetical. Bases 1 to 1440 code for a protein of 479 amino acids. The record is from RefSeq and is a predicted model, not a curated record. The transcript has a single exon. Gene Ontology annotation, molecular function: serine-type exopeptidase activity; dipeptidyl-peptidase activity. Gene Ontology annotation, biological process: proteolysis. Lineage: Eukaryota; Evosea; Mastigamoebida; Endamoebidae.
AUGAUUCUGUUCUUUCUUACAUUACUCCUUGUGAGCUCUAAAUUAACUGAACAUCAGCGCACUCUUCACUCAAUUUCUAAACAAGCUAAAGAAUCAAAAAAGUCGACUGUUGAGACUUUUAAAUACACGGUACCUCUUGACCAUUUCAAUGCAAACAACGACGAGGAGUUUGAAAUAGUUUACUUUAUCGAUUCACAGUAUCUUGACAGUGCAAGUGAGACCUCGCCUAUAUUCAUUUUAUUAGGAGGCGAAGGUCCUGAGACUGAGAAAGUACUUCAAAACAAUUACGUCAUCGACGAACUUGCUAAGAAGCACAAAGGCUUAAUGCUUUCUGUCGAGCACCGAUUCUAUGGUACAUCGACUCCAUCACUUGAAUUGAAUACAUUGAAGUAUUGCACUGCUGAACAAGCCAUGAUGGACUAUGUUGAAGUGAUCAAUUACGUCCAAGAGAUGUAUAGUUUAGUUGGACAUCCAGUGAUAGCCUUAGGUGGGUCAUACAGUGGCAAUCUUGCGACAUGGAUUCGCCAGAAAUACCCAAAUAUCAUUGAUGGGUCUUGGGCGUCGAGUGCCCCAUUAGAAGCCGUUGUAGACUUCUAUGAGUACUUAGAAGUCGUUCAAAGCAAUUUACCUGAAAACACUGCAACCCUUUUGACUCUUGCCUUUGAGAAAUGGGACGAGAUGGUUGUCACGGAGAGUGGGAGGAAACAGCUUGGGAAGAUCUUCCAUACAUGCACGGAGUUUGGAGAGAAGGAUAUCCAGACGUUCUCGGAGAAUAUAGGAACAGCCCUUGCGGGGUAUGUCCAAUACAAUUCUUCUGUGUGGAAGAAGAAUUAUGAAAGCACCAAUUCCAUCUGCUACGAAUUUGACGAAGACAUCAAUACUAAGUACCCCAUGUUCAUAGACAAGACCAAUACAAAAUCGGGGUCGGAUUGCACGGGAUCGUCACUCGAAACGAAUUAUAAGGAACUUCGAGACACAACGACAUAUGAAAAAGGGAACGACGGAGCGUCGGGAAGAGCGUGGAUGUUCCAAACAUGUGUGGCUUAUGGAUACUACCAAGCCGUUUCUGAGAAGUCAAAUGUGAUGUUUGGGAGAAUGAAUAAGCUCCAAGGCUCUAUCGAUAUGUGCAAAGAUAUAUAUAACAUCGAUAAUCAGACUCUUUAUCAAGCAGUAGAACAUAUUAAUGUCAGAUAUGGAGCAAAGAACCCACAAGUCACUAACGUCGCGUUCACAAAUGGAGGAGUUGACCCUUGGCAUGCACUCGGUAUUACUCAACAAGACGCAGUGGACAGUAGUAACAUCGUCCAAUAUAUACAAACAACUUCUCAUUGCUCGGAUUUGUACUCGGAAAAGGAAACAGACGCUCCAGAACUUAAAAGGGCAAGACACAAAGAGAUGAGAUUCUUCGAGGAGUUACUCGAAAAUCUCCCCAAGAAGUAA